Molecule: messenger RNA, 788 nt
Organism: Scylla paramamosain (green mud crab)
Lineage: Eukaryota; Metazoa; Arthropoda; Malacostraca; Decapoda; Portunidae
Product: selenoprotein M-like
Exons: 3
Cellular component (GO): endoplasmic reticulum lumen
Molecular function (GO): oxidoreductase activity
Source: RefSeq, a predicted model, not a curated record
AGCGAGGAAGUGAUGAAGAGGAAGGGAGGAGCAGCGAGCCGCCCAGUCAACAGCGGAGAAUCAUGGCGCAAGGUUGGUUGAUAACUCUUCUCCUUGGAGCUGCCUGUCUGGCGCUGGGGGAGGAGGUGCAGGACAAGGAUGUUGCGAAGGCCAGGGUGGAGAGCUGCAGUGGAUGACAGCUGAACAGGUAUCCUGGGGCGAAGCAGUUCAUCCAUCAGGACUUGCCACUCUUCCACAACGCUAAGUUCCAGCACAUAGGAGGCGCGGCCCCCGAGCUGCUGCUGCUUAACAAGGACGAUGAGGUGCUGGAGCGCUUUGACCUCAAGAAAAUGUCCCAAGAAGAGAUCAACCAGCUGAUGAUCAAGAAGGGUUUUUACAAGAAGUCCAGCAAGGAGGAGGAGGUCCCGGAGGAGUACAAAGAAGGUCCCUACGUUGAGAAGGAGGAGCUAUAAGAAAAUCCGUUCAAGCACCAAAGAAUAGCCAUUUUUUUAAUAUUUUUUUUGUGUACAAGUCUUCAAUUUAGAAGUAUUUUUCUAGCCGCCUGCAUUUCUAUGUUGUAUGGCUCUAAUGGUACUUAAUGUUUAGAGUUGUUAGCUGCAUUUUGGUACCCAGGUAACGACUGCCCAGCGUGGCAUGUGCGGGACGCCAGACAGGGGUGAGGCGGCCGCGCAUGAAGGAAGCAGUGGAAAGGGACUCUCCACACUGUCUCUGGAACUCUGGCCACACUCACUCUGCGUCUUUGCCCCUCACAUGCCACGCCACUGUUUUCAAUAAAUAACGCUAAAUAA